ACCAUGUUGAGCAAACCAGCGAGACAGACUACUGACAAGUGUUGUUACAUAACGGAUGAGGUUUUUCCUUCAGCUUGCGGUCUUUCGUCAUUGUCAAAUCAGAUGAUGUAAAAAGUAUAGCUUUUAACACGUGUAUUUUCUAAUAACGCUAUUUAAAACACUGAGAGUUACGAAAGUAAGCUAUAGCUCAAAAGCAUUAAUAAAAUAAUGGAAUUUCCCAAUCGCAUGUCCGUUUCGAAACUGACUGCAGUAACUUUCUUGCUACUUCUAAUUCUAAAAGAUUCUGGAGCUCUUCAGAUAACACGCUUGUCAGUCCCAUCAUGGCUGAAGAACGGCUCACAGGAGUCCGUGGUGCUGGACUGUGAAUACGACUUCACCAUGAAAGAUAAUCACCUUGUGGUGAAAUGGUUUCUAGACAACGAUCCAGAACCGAUCUACCAAUGGAUCCCAGAACUUGGAAGCAGAUAUUUCUCUUACCGCCUGCAAGGCCGGGUAAACCUAGAUUACAGCGUUUCUCCGUCCACUGAGUACACUAGGUACCGAGCCAUAAAUAUUAUCAACCCCACCACUGACAUGUCGGGGAUGUACACUUGCAACGUGUUGUCAAGAGCAGGAGAGGACUUGCAAAAGAAGCUGAUGAUUAUAUACGCACCUCCGAAAGAAUUUAUUUUCACGUUGAGCUACGAAAAAAACGAUGACCUUCGGCUGCAGUGCGAAGCUAAAGGAGUUUUUCCAGAUCCAGAACUGAAGUUGUACAAGCUGACUUCUACAGAGAAGUUGCAGGAUCUGGCAGCAGUUGUGGUCCAGAUGAUUGCUCAUGAUCCCUAUAAUGGUUAUAAUGUCACUGUUAUGAAAUCUCUAAAUAUAAACACGUUGUCUCGUAAUGAGCCUACGAUAUUUGAAUGCGUACUUACUAUUAACGGAACAAAAUUUCUGAGAGAAAGAAGACUUUUUUAUUACCCAGAUGAACUUUCCAGCAAAGCUUCAAGAUUGGCAACGAUCGACUUCAAAGUUUUGGUUUUCCAAAUACUUGCAAUUUUUUCCAGUUGUCGCACACUACAACAAAAAGUUUUCUCCUAAUGUAUAAACAUGAAGAGUGUGGAUGUUUGUAUGUGAUUUUGAUGGCGAGUUUCCAUGUAGUAAUAUGUGAAUAUAUAUAUAUAUAUACAUAAUUGGUUAAAAUUUAAAACUGAAGUUCUGCAGAUAUUCAAAAACAAAAUAUCUACACAUAUACUAAAAAAUAUUGUUGUUCUAGUCAUGGACUAUAAAAAGGAAUAGUUGUGUGAACUGUGUAUUGUGUUUCCCAACUAAAGAAAGGAAUAUUAAUCGUUGAUGAUUUUUUUUAUGUUAUCGUAAGAAAACAAACUAGUACACUAGUUAGCUUAUGUAAUUUAAACAAGAGAGAGGAGUGUUUUGUAUGAUUUGUGGUGUAACUUUCAGUUAAUAUAAUCUCAUAUCCUGCCUUUCGAUAAUCUUAAAAUGAGCAGCCAUUCUUACAGAAACCUAUUUCUUCAUCUUAGUAAUUGUUUUCUCUGGGACUAUAAAGGAAGAAAUUAAGAUCUGCUAAUAAGCUCGAGGCUAACGUUAGAAAGAGAACAGUUCACAUGACAAAGAAAUGCAGUAGGGACUAGUUACAUUAAUACGUUGAGGAUUUUUGUCUACCCAGCAAAUCUCUUUCGACUUAUAUGAGAUGAUUACGCGUUUUGUUUUUAUUAAGUUACCGAAGAAUACUGUUUCCAUUAAGUUUUUAAGUAACCUUAAUUAAUUUCUGGCUUGUUUAUAAUUUUGUAUUUAUUUGGUUGAAAGUUUGAAGCAGUCACGCUGUAUUUCAGGAAUCAUUUCUAAAAUCAAGGACUGAAACCGAGGAGCGUGAUAUUGAUUGCUAUUUCUAUUGUUAUAAAAUAGAAAUUACUCGGAAUUAUUUUAUAGAACGGUUUGUUAGUUUGAAAUCAGUUGACUAACUAUAAUUUAAAUGUAAAGUGUUAUUUACUAAAUAAAGUUUUAAGUGACUGUUAAAAUAUUCUAACUCUUCUAAGUAUCUGUUCCAGCUGUAUCAUUUUACUAACAUGUAUUGAUAACUGUAUUGUCAUAAAACUACAAUGACAGUUUUGUCUAUUUAAACAACAGUAAAUUUACUGCACAUUUGAAUUUAUUACACAAUUUACAAUUUUCCGAAAAAAUGAACCCAAUUGUUGUCAGUACAUUAUGAAACAUUCUGUACAUGCUUUAUAAUUUUCUUCAAAAUGUAUAAAAUCAACUUUA
Molecule: messenger RNA, 2262 nt
Organism: Limulus polyphemus (Atlantic horseshoe crab)
Lineage: Eukaryota; Metazoa; Arthropoda; Merostomata; Xiphosura; Limulidae
Exons: 4
Coding region: 208-1080 (290 amino acids)
Source: RefSeq, a predicted model, not a curated record